Molecule: messenger RNA, 1536 nt
Organism: Alternaria rosae
Lineage: Eukaryota; Fungi; Ascomycota; Dothideomycetes; Pleosporales; Pleosporaceae
Exons: 2
Coding region: 89-1111 (340 amino acids)
Source: RefSeq, a predicted model, not a curated record
AAACCGAUGUCGUCUGCUAUACUGAGAAAGAUUCUGUAUCGGUCCGACUGCUGUUGGUAUACAUUCUGUUUCUAGAACAGUUCUCGUCAUGGUAAAAAUAUUUGUCAUUGGGAUUACAGGUUGGAUUGGCAAUGCAAGCGCUCGCGCGAUCGUAGCUGCGCACCCCGACUACGAGUGGACGGUUCUCCUUCGCAACAAGACAAAAGAAGAGAGCGUGAAGCAAUUAUUCCCCCCAGAAAUGCGAUUCGUGAUCGGAGACUUUGACAGUCACGAUGUCAUCUCCUCUGCAGCAGCUGUCGCAGACGUUGUCAUAAACUGGGGUAGUAGCGACCACGAGCCGUUGACCAAGUCCAUCAUCGACGGGAUGAAGAAGAACAAGUCUACCUGCUACCUAAUCCACACCUCAGGCGGCGGUAUACUUACGGGCGAAGUUGCCAGGACGGGGGCCUACGGCCAGGCUACCACCAAGGUCUACGACGACUGGGACAAUGCAAGCGACCUCCUCACGCUCCCUCCCGAAGCGCCACACGUGAGCGUCGAUACCAUGAUCCUGGCGCUCGACCACGAAGCGCCGCAUAUCAAGACCAUGAUCGUCUGCCCGCCAAUUAUAUACGGCAUGAGCAACGCCCAGGACAUACAGGAGCGCAGCGCCGCACGACAAUACGUAAAUUCCAUCCUAGACCGCAAAAAGGGCUUCGCGGUCUGUGACGGCAAGGCUAUCGUCAAUACGUUACACGUUACCGAUCUAGCGAACUUCUUCGUCAAGGCUACGGAAGCAGCCGCGCAGGGCGGUGGCGCUGCAACGUGGGGAGGUGUGGAGUCGUACUACUUUGUGGAAAACGGAGAGAUAGUCUGGGACGAAUUCGCGCAAGCUGUUAGCAAAGCGGCUUUUGAGAGAGGGCUGCUGGAUACCCCGGAUGUGGACUAUCUGAGCGCAGAGGAGGCGAUGAAGCUUGAUCCAAUUAGCCAAAUUGCUUACGGUUCCAGUGCAAGGUUUAAGGCGAUUCGAGCUGGAAAGACUCUUGGUUGGAAGCCAGAGAUGCCGGGGAUCUAUGAGGACUACCUGUCGAAUUGGCGGUUCAAGGCGGGCGAACAGCACUUGUUCAUGUAAUGUGAACCCAGUUCCAAAUCAUCGGCUUGCAUUUGCUACGAUAGCUUAGUAUGUCGUCUUCGCCGCCUUGGCGUCUGUUAUACGCACGCGUACUUCUUUUUUGGUGUCAUUGUGUAGUUCUUUAGGCGCGAAAGCGAUUAACACGUGCCAUGAAGCCAUGCCUAGCUGCACCCCUAGACUGUGAGCAAAAAGAAUUCUGUUCUAAGAUCCACCACAUGAGGUGCAAAACGAUGAAGCGCGCCAUCUUCUUACGCGAUCCAGAUGGUUUUUGCAUGGAGAGACGGCGGUUGGUGGAUUUAGAGGGUGCAAAAAAAGUCAAAAACAUACAACAGCGGGGAUUCGCUAGUGGUCACCCACCUAACUACUAAUCCGCCGGUAUCAUGCUUGUAUAUGGCUGAGCGGACGGGAAGCCUAAUUUUCAUGAU